GUUACCUUCUAUUGCUGGUCUUGCCUUAGAGCAGCUCACUCCGAUUCAUCAUCAUGAAUGUCAUCACUAUUUGUGCCAUCCUUGCUCUGGCUACCUCUGCGUGGGCCGUCUCUCCACCUGCACUGGGAACACAAGUGGAUUGCGCCUCAUAUAGUGGUAAAGGUGGAACAAUUGCAUGCCAAAGGAUAUACAAACCAGUAUGUGGUUCAGACCUGAAAACUUAUUCUAAUGAAUGCAUGCUGUGCUUCAAUAACCUACAAAGAGGAUAUGAUGUCAGAAAACUUCAUGACAAUGCCUGUGGAAGGAUUGAAUGCACACAGGUGUCUAACAUAUGUACCCUGAAUUAUGCACCUCUUUGUGGAUCUGAUGGACGUAAUUAUGCCAAUGAGUGCCUCUUUUGCAAUGCUGCAUUGAGAAGUAAAAAUGGACUUCAUAUAAUGAAAUAUGGAGAAUGCUGAGUAUUCCUGAUGCUCUAAGACAUGAAGUUCCCUCUUAUGGUUUCUACAUAGAGAGUUUCUCCAGGAUGACUAUUUGGUGAUAAACCUAUGGAUAUGAUUCCUUAAUAAAAGAUUCCCAGCAGAAUACUGUUAAGCUUGUCUCUGUGAAUAUCACUCUUAAACAGAAGAUCGUUAUCAUUUCCUUCAAUACUUAGUCAUGAAGAAAUAUUUCCUAUAUUUCCACCCCCAGGUGGAGAGUGAUAAACAC
Erinaceus europaeus (western European hedgehog) is the source of this 705-nucleotide messenger RNA. Its product is annotated as double-headed protease inhibitor, submandibular gland-like. The record is from RefSeq and is a predicted model, not a curated record. Gene Ontology annotation, molecular function: serine-type endopeptidase inhibitor activity; protein binding. The transcript is spliced from 6 exons. The coding region runs from base 54 to 458 and encodes 134 amino acids. Lineage: Eukaryota; Metazoa; Chordata; Mammalia; Eulipotyphla; Erinaceidae.